CCACCACAGCAGGCACCAUUCUUAACUAUUCUCUCCACUUUCACUUACAAAGCUUUUCACUGUUUAACAAUGGCUGCUUCAACAAUGGCUCUCUCUUCACCGUCAUUGGCUGGCCAAGCAAUCAAGCUCUCCCCCUCCACCCCUGACCUUUCCGGUGGAAGGAUUUCCAUGAGGAAAACAGCCUCUAAGUCUGUUUCCUCUGGAAGCCCAUGGUACGGCCCAGACCGUGUCAAGUAUUUGGGCCCAUUCUCCGGUGAGGCCCCAUCUUACCUCACUGGUGAAUUCCCAGGUGACUAUGGUUGGGACACUGCUGGGCUUUCUGCUGACCCGGAGACCUUUGCUAAAAACCGUGAACUUGAAGUCAUCCACUCCAGAUGGGCCAUGUUGGGAGCCUUGGGCUGUGUUUUCCCCGAACUCUUGUCCCGUAACGGUGUGAAGUUCGGCGAGGCCGUGUGGUUUAAGGCUGGGUCUCAGAUAUUCAGUGAGGGUGGACUUGACUACUUGGGCAACCCGAGCCUGAUUCAUGCACAGAGCAUCCUUGCUAUUUGGGCCUCUCAGGUUAUUUUGAUGGGUGCCGUUGAGGGUUACCGUAUUGCCGGUGGGCCUCUUGGUGAGGUGACCGACCCAAUUUACCCAGGUGGAAGCUUCGACCCAUUGGGCCUUGCUGAUGACCCAGAUGCUUUUGCUGAGUUGAAGGUGAAAGAGCUGAAGAACGGUAGAUUAGCCAUGUUCUCCAUGUUCGGUUUCUUUGUUCAGGCGAUUGUGACCGGAAAGGGACCCCUGGAAAACCUUGCAGACCACCUUGCAGACCCAGUCAACAACAAUGCUUGGGCAUAUGCCACAAACUUUGUCCCCGGAAAGUGAGAAAAAUUAAAUUAAAACAGUGGGAAACUACCACUGGAGUGUGACUUUCAA
Molecule: messenger RNA, 915 nt
Organism: Vigna umbellata (rice bean)
Lineage: Eukaryota; Viridiplantae; Streptophyta; Magnoliopsida; Fabales; Fabaceae
Product: chlorophyll a-b binding protein, chloroplastic-like
Biological process (GO): photosynthesis, light harvesting
Cellular component (GO): membrane
Source: RefSeq, a predicted model, not a curated record